AUGCGGUCCAAUACAAAGACCAUCUUCUAUCGCUCGCGCUCUGCAGGACAAGUCCGAAGGACCACAUGCAGGUCGAGGCAUUUGGAACAUGCUCGUCAAAAGUCAGCAAAGUCGCCUCUUCUCCGGCUACCACAUGAGCUUCGCAGCGCCAUCUGGGAGCUAGCCUUGACGCCCGAAAGCGAGAAGGUCUGCGAAUUCGUCAAAGUCAAGCCGCCUGCUGUUGCUCUGGUCUGUCGGCAAAUGUUCCAUGAAGCCAUCCCCAUCUUUUUUGCCACCAGAACAUGGUCUUUCGAUGUAGCCGCCGAGCUGUGUCCCAGCAAGCACGAUCCGCUUGCUUUUGACCUUUUUGACCCCUCCGUACCAAUGCUCACUUUUACCAUGCUGCCGAACUUUCCAUUCACCUACGAAGAUGAUGCCUUCACUCCGUAUCCAGAGCCUGGCGCCAUGGAGAACACUCUACUCGAGCAUCGUGUCGGCAAACUGCCGGAAAUGAAUUCUCAAGAACGUCCAGAGGAAUCUUUCACGAGGCUCAAAUUGUCAUCUUUGCGCCAUUCCGUGAACGACUUGCAAGCCAGCGAAAUGCAAACCGUCUUCAGAUCUGGUGCAUGGACUGCUCCGGCCUUCUUCCAGAAGAACGAACCAAAGCAACCCCAGGACCCUCUCGCCUAUGAUCCGUUUCCCUUCUUGUCCGAACCAUGCUCUAAGUGCACAGACUUCCCGCUGGACAAAAUGCCCUGGGCGGUGUGGUCAUGGAUCCGCUAUGCCGAGCAUCUGAUACAACUCCGAAAUAUCAGGCUCAACGUACACCUGGAUAGGCAUGUCUACGGCCAUCACAAACGCUGGGAUGCGGGCGUGACCGUCAUUGGCGGCCCUGAACCGAAGACUGCCAAAUCGCGAUGCCGGGUCGACUGGUUAGCACAUUCUCACUACAAGAAAAAGAAGAAGCAGAGUUUGUCCAAUCUAAAGGAGAACCUGCUCAUGAAGGAAAUGCAAUAUCUUCUUACGGCAACGGUCACCUUGAUCGCACAGCGGCGUGACUUUCGCGGAUUCACCUUGGCCGAGAUCGAGAUUCUGUCAUCGGUGUUUCUCUUCGAGAAGUGGAAGUGCGAAAGCGACUCAUGCUAUCACUGCCAUGGGUUCGGAGAUCCAUUCUGGAACAUCGACCUGCCACCACCUCCACCUAUCCCGGUUGUGAACGCUGAUGACAGCGAUGACACACCUGCCGCUGGAGCUGACGAAAAUCACGAUGGUCCGGACGAGCAGCAGCAGACUGCAGUUGCAAGUGAAGAUGAAGAUGCAUAA
Pseudocercospora fijiensis CIRAD86 is the source of this 1302-nucleotide messenger RNA. RefSeq lists its product as uncharacterized. NCBI's taxonomy places the organism in Eukaryota, Fungi, Ascomycota, Dothideomycetes, Mycosphaerellales, Mycosphaerellaceae. Bases 1 to 1302 code for a protein of 433 amino acids. The transcript has a single exon. The record is from RefSeq and is a predicted model, not a curated record.